AAUUAUUCUGUUGUCUUACAUGGGAAAGCCGUCCGUCUACCGGCCCGGGGAAAUGGUUUUCAAUACUGUCCCAGAAGAGUGCUUAGUUAUGGAAAGACUGCAGGAUAAUCCUGGGCAAGAAAUGGUCAAACCUGAUUGGCAAUGGCAGACAUUAAAGUUUUGGAUUUCUCAUGGAACUGGUCAGUAGUCAUCUCCUUCCGUUAUCUUUCAAGAACGUUAGCAUAUAUUUUAAUCCUCAGAUGUCUAGAGGAGAUAUUGAUCAAUCCAAACAGAAGACGGCGUUUGAUUUGUCUUAUUCUGAACAUCAUUGACCAUUUCAUAGUUAGAAUAGAAUGCAAAAUCUACGCCUGCAUUGAUCUGCAAAAUAAGAUGCCAAAGAUUCUCCUGCACCUGGAGACCAUGUCAAAGAAAGAAUUCCCCAUCUCAUCGACAUUUAAUGGAACCAUGAUCAUCCAUCCUUGUAUAAAUACGUGCCUUACCAGCAGCAUUGAUCGAAACAUCAUAACAAGUUCUUCUAUAUCGUUAGUAAUUAACUGUUCUUCGGCUUCAACUUGAAAUGGCGAAGCUUGGUCUUUUAUCUAGUAUAAUUGCUCUUACUUUCUGCUGCAUUGUCUUUGCAUACGAACCGAGCCCUUUGCAAGAUUUUUGUGUGGCUGAUGCCUCAAGCUCAGCAAAAGUGAAUGGACUGCCCUGCAAGAGCCCUGCAUCAGUACAGGCCGAUGAUUUCUCCUUCGCCGGGCUACACUGGCCCGGAAACACAAAGAACCCUGUAGGUUCGGCAGUCACUCCAGUGACCGUUGCGCAGGUUCCAGGGCUGAACACACUCGGCCUGUCGUUGGCCCGUAUAGAUUAUGCCCCUAUGGGAGUCAUCCCCCCUCACCUGCACCCAAGAGCUACUGAAAUCUUGAUACUUCUUGAAGGCAGUCUUGAAGUGGGCUUUGUGACAUCAAAUCCCGACAACCGUCUCAUCUCAAAAACGCUGCAGAAGGGCGAUGUCUUCGUGUUCCCUGUGGGACUCAUCCAUUUCCAGCGCAAUGUAGGGAAUGGAUAUGCCAUUUCAUUGUCUGGAUUGAGCAGCCAGAACCCUGGAGUGAUAACUGUCACAAACGCAGUUUUCGGGUCGAAACCGGACAUUAGCAGUGACGUCCUUGCCAAGGCAUUCCAGGUGGAUAAGGCCAUUGUGGAUCAGCUCCAGGCCAAGUUCUAGAUGAUCAAAAUUUAUCUGUAGCUGUUCACCAUUUCAGCCUAUCUGUUUCCACUUCUAAUUCUGAUUUUGAAUGCCAAGUGUUGAAUGAAUUAUUUCA
Molecule: messenger RNA, 1304 nt
Organism: Andrographis paniculata
Lineage: Eukaryota; Viridiplantae; Streptophyta; Magnoliopsida; Lamiales; Acanthaceae
Product: putative germin-like protein 2-1
Exons: 3
Coding region: 557-1207 (216 amino acids)
Cellular component (GO): cell wall
Molecular function (GO): manganese ion binding
Source: RefSeq, a predicted model, not a curated record